This is a messenger RNA of Clonostachys rhizophaga, 1674 nucleotides long. The record is from the annotation of a GenBank genome assembly. NCBI's taxonomy places the organism in Eukaryota, Fungi, Ascomycota, Sordariomycetes, Hypocreales, Bionectriaceae.
AUGUGCAUCACCCCGUAUCUCAGCACUCUCGCCCCGGAGAUCCUGGAGCUCAUCAUUGAGCACACACACGCUUCAGGCCACUGGCCUCUUGCGCAGACGUGCAAAUAUAUAUACCUCAACUCACUCCCAAUCCUCGACCGCCAUCGCAAGGCAUGUCAAGAAUAUCGAAUAUGUUCUGAUCUUGAUCCAUGGACCAUCUCCAAACUCUUGUGGAGUGUCUUCAGUGAUGGCGCCGCUUCCAUCGAGGCAUGGCACGUCAGAGAGUUUGAGGUCUGGGUCGAGAGAAACGAAUACAAAUCCUGGGGAGUGAAUGCCGACACUGGCGAGAGGAUUCUACACGAGGACGUGAAGCCUAGGUCGCUCUCUCGCCACGAGAUUGACUCUUUCUGUGCCACGAUGCCGAAGCUGCCGCAUUUUUAUGGCGAGCACAGGGAUCUCAAUCAACUGUUCCGGGAACCGUUUGAAGGCGGAGAUAGCUUUGUCAAAGCCGUGGUCCUCGCCUAUCUGCCGCGCAUCCAGGCUCUUCGCUAUGCCCAGUUUGAUGACGAGCGCAGGAAUGAGAGCCUCACAACGCUGUGCGGUUUCAUUUACUGGUGCAAGUCUGCAGGGACCUGGCUGCCUGGGCUAAAUUCGUUGGAAAGAGUUGCCGUCGCCAUAGGCCUUGACCGAGCCGGAGUCGAAGCAAACCCCCCCGAGUACUUGAGGAGGUUUGCCGAUGAGUUCUGCGCCUUGUUGUGCUUGCCAAACCUCGCUGAAAUUUAUUUUUCUCAUCUGGACGGAGGACUUCCACUGCAGGAGAAGAGUCGUCUUUUCCCAAAGGACAUCCAAAUACCCUCGCUGGCCAAAACAUCGUCCGUCAAGACAAUCAUUCUCGACAGGCUGGAAUAUGAGCUCAGCGACAAACUGAUAGACUUUGUGACUAGUAUUCCGCGCCGUCUUGAGAAUCUGGCUAUCCGUUUCCGCGACAACAACUACUGCGAAGAGGAUUAUCCAGAGAUCGCCGAGAGGUUGAUCCACCAGCUCGCCAAACACCAGGGCUCAUCCCUCCAGCGGCUAUGCAUACAUGAUGACCGACAAGACGAAAAACCGGCAGACAUGAACUGGAGGACCCCAGGCCAGCUCAAGUCGUUUAAGGACCUUCGCGUGGCCAACGUGAGCUGGAAGGCAAUAGAGACCAGCCUAGACCUUACCAAAGACGACAUCCAAUCCCGAUCCCGAUCUGAGCUUCUUGAUCGGCUCUUCGAGGUGUUCCGACACGGUCUGCCAGCCACAAUGGAAGUCAUAACAUUCGGCCAGUUUGAGUUUGAAAAAAAUGACCCUGUUUUCUUACAGGCGUGGGAGAAGAGUUCUGACUCUGAUUUGGAAUAUUUGGAUGAUGCGGUCGAGAUAAUGAUCACAUCGAGGCAUUACAAGAACCUCAAGGCUGUUUUUCUGCAAGACAUUCAGAAGCAGAUGCCUUCUUUCUUUGGUCGCAGUCUCUGCUUUCCCAAAACCAUGAAAGCAGCAGAGAGUCGAGGGAUCCGUGUUUAUACAAGGGGAAGUAAACCCCUCCCUGGACUCAGCACCAAUGGCGAGUUCGUGCCCUUUCCAAGGAGGGAUUGCAUGCUGACGGGUCAGUUUGAGUCUGAAACGAGAGAACGUCUCUACUGCACCAAGAAGCGGCGUGAGUUUUAG